Molecule: messenger RNA, 3789 nt
Organism: Pocillopora verrucosa
Lineage: Eukaryota; Metazoa; Cnidaria; Anthozoa; Scleractinia; Pocilloporidae
Source: RefSeq, a predicted model, not a curated record
AUGAAGGCCGUACUUUUGACGAACCUUCCGGUGGAGACUUACCAAUUGGCGAAGGAUUUAGUGGCCCCCACGCAACUGAAAGAUGACGCCAUUACCUAUGAGAUCAUCGUGGAGCGAAUGCGGGAACAACUGAAACCUGAAAGAUCAGCGCUGGUUGCGAGGUAUGAGUUCGACAACCGAGCCAGGAAUUCCGGUGAGUCAGUUAGUCAUUAUGUAGCCACGCUGAAGCACUUGGCCACAGAAUGUAAGUUUGGAGAGGCCAUGCGAACCGAGCGCCUUCGUGACCGAUUAGUUUCAGGUAUCCGCGACUCGAAGAUGAUUACGGAAUUGUUGAAAGUAAAACUCGCCGACCUUUCAUUUGACCUCGCGGUUCAAAAGUGUUUGGCCAUUGAGCAGGCUAAUAAAGAUGUUCAGGUGCUUCAGGGAGAACAAGGGCCAGGCACCCCAAUCAAUAAACUUGACACUGUCAAAACUGGGGAAGAACAAGCCAUAUCCAAGCCACCACCUAGGGCCGAGGGUCCCCGAGGUAAGGACAGUAAGAAGUCUAAACCUUGUUACCGCUGUUCAGGGUCACAUAACUCACAAAAGUGUCCCUUCAUGAAAGAACGCUGUUUUCAUUGUGGCAUCAUUGGACAUACACAGAGAGCAUGUAGGAAGAGACAGGCCACCUCACAGAUGACUGAGGCUGGAAUCAAUGUCAUGGAGGGUGAUGAUUCCGAAGAAAGUGAUGGAGAAUUUGGGAACCUGUACCAUGUCUCAGACAUUAAAAACACAAAGCCCAUUUCACUCAAGAUCUACCUUGAAGGCCGCCCAGUGACUAUGGAGCUGGAUACAGGUUCAGUGGUGUCAGUCAUGAGUGAGAGGGUGUAUUUGGAUUACCUCCGCCACAUUCCUUUAAAGGACACCUCCUUGAAGUUGCGCACAUACACCGGAGAGUCAGUGAAGCCUAUGGGGUUUUGCCAUGUGACUGUGCAGUAUCAGGGACAGUCAAAGAAACUUCCCAUAUAUGUAGUGAAGAAUGAGGGACCCACCCUUUUUGGCAGAGAAUGGCUGGAAUCUAUCCAUCUGGACUGGCCCUUACUUCGUCUGGAAACAUCCGACACCAUUCCAGCCCUGGAAGAUGUCCUGAGUAAGCAUGGAGAUGUUUUCUCUGAAGGUUUGGGCAAAAUGAAGAAUAUCCAAGCACGGAUCCAAGUUAAAGAGGAUGCCCGGCCUCGAUUCUGGAAAGCCCGCCCAGUAGCGCUGGCUCGUAAACCAGCAGUGGACGAAGCAUUGAGAGAGCUGGAAGCUGAAGGAGUUAUAAAGAAGGUAGCUACUAGUGAGUGGGCUGCUCCAAUUGUGACACCUGUGAAGAAGGAUGGCAGUGUAAGAGUGUGUGGUGACUUCAAAGAGACCAUCAAUUCACAGCUGGAGGUAGACGAGUACCCACUUCCCCGCAUUGAUGAUAUUUACGCCAGCCUAGGUGGGGGAACGUUGUUCAGCGUCAUUGACCUUCGUCAAGCUUACUUACAAAUGGAGGUUGAGGAGCACUCCAGGCCUUUCCUCACCAUUAACACAACCCGUGGUUUGUUCCAGUACCAGCGCCUUCCUUAUGGUGUAGCUUCGGCGCCAGCCAUCUGGCAGCGAGCUAUGGAUCAGAUCCUGCAAGGACUACCAGGGGUCUUCUGUUACCUGGAUGAUAUCAUUAUAACCGGCCAUACCAUAGAGGAACACCUGGAGCGGUUAGUCGCAGUAUUGAAGAGGUUGGAAGAGUAUGGUUUGAAAGCCAACCGAGAAAAGUGUAAAUUCCUUAGAAGUUUUGUGGAGUACCUAGGACACGUCAUCUCUGCAGAAGGACUGCACCAAUCCCCAAAGAAAGUAAAGGCUAUCACUGAGAUGCCGAAACCUCAGGAUGUUACUCAACUGCGUGCUUUUCUUGGCAUGGUCCAGUAUUACGCCAAAUUCUUGCCCGAUCUGGCCACUCAUCUUGCUCCACUUCAUCGGCUGUUACAGAAAGAUGUGACGUGGUUGUGGGGAGCUGCGGAACAAACUAGUUUUCUUGUGGUGAAAGAAAUGUUGCUACAGGAUAGGGUUCUGAUGCGCUAUGACCCUGACUCACCACUAGUUCUUGCCACAGACAGCUCCUCGUAUGGUCUCGGAGCGGUCUUGUCACACCGUACUUCUGAGGGAGUAGAGCGUCCUAUCGCUUAUGCGUCCCGGUCCCUGUCCGAAACAGAGAAGAAGUUCUCACAAAUUGAGAAAGAAGCAUUAUCUUUGGUCUGGGGUGUGAAGAAGUUCCAAAUGUACCUGGAGGGUCGCCACUUCACCUUGGUCACCGACCAUCAGCCUUUGAAGCACAUAAUGGACCCCGGGAAGGCUGUGCCAGUCACAGCAGCAGCGAGGAUUCAACGUUGGUGUCUCUUCCUAGGAGCUUUUUCAUACAAUGUCGAGUUCCGAGGUACCAAGCAACAUGCCAAUUGUGAUGGUUUAUCUCGCCUACCUCAACCAUCAGCGCCCGCUGACAAGCCCGAUGAAGUUGAAAUAUUCCAUACCACCGUUGUCGAGGCCCUCCCCGUUACAGAGCACGACUUGAGAAUGCAGACCCGUAGGGAUCCAGUACUUUCCCGUGUUCUGGAGCUUGUGCAGUCAGGAUGGCAAGGGACCGAACUUCACCCAGAGCUCAUCCACUAUGCCCAUCGCGGUAACGAAAUCACGAUUCAUCAUGGAGUUCUAAUGUGGGGUAGUAGAGUAGUCGUCCCAGCCAAACUGAGAGAGAGAGUUUUAGAAACGCUUCACGAGGGUCACAUUGGUAUGGUCAAGAUGAAGGGUUUGUCCCGGGGUUUUGUUUGGUGGCCAAACAUUGACAAGGACAUAGAAGGGGCCGUCCGAAACUGUGAGGGAUGUCAAGAGUUGGCAAAUAAUCCAGCCCGUGCACCCCUGCAUCGAUGGGAGUACCCUUCCCUUCCCUGGCAAAGACUGCAUAUUGACUUUGCCGGACCAGUCGAGGGAAAGAUGCUCAUGGUAGUGAUCGAUGCCCACAGCAAGUGGCCGGAGAUUUUCGUGAUGGAGAUCACCACUGCUGAAGAAACCGAAACUACAACUGCGAACGGUAUAAAGCAUGUCACUGGUGCACCUUACCAUCCAUCAACCAAUGGUCAGGCGGAAAGAUUAGUACAGAGUUUCAAGAAAGGAGUUAAGGCUGACAAGUCCAGUAGAACCCUGCAACACAAGCUUGAUAGGUUCCUGUUAGCUUAUCGAUCAGCGCCACACGCCACUACUGAGCUUAGCCCUGCACAGCUUCUCCUGGGUCGGAAUGUUAAGACAAGGUUGGAUCUGAUUAAGCCGGAUGUUUCAAGAAAAGUUAACAAGAAGUUGCUCCAGCCCAAUGACCGCACUUUAAAGUCUUUUGACCAAAACCAGAACGUAUGGGUCCGCAACUACCGCAGAGGUCCAAAAUGGGUGCGUGGCACCGUCAUUGAACAAACGGGUCCAGUCCUGUACAAAGUCAAGGUAAACGACCAAACCUGGAAACGUCAUGUCGAGCAGCUACGGGAUAGCAACCUUUGCCCACCUGACGCGGAAACGAUGGAUGAUUGUGCUGUUCCGGAGGAGGUCGAACAUGACACACCGCCUGUAGCUACGGAGACUGAGUGGAAGGAUGCACCACCUUUGGCUGUGACGCCUAUUGGGGAGUUUUCCCCUCCAGAACCACAAGGUCAUCAACUAGAUCCGAAACCUGAAUCGAUUACCACCCGUGCCGGUCGUUUGGUUAAACCACCUCCUAAGUUGAAGGACUAUGUUUGCGGCUAG